Messenger RNA from Dovyalis caffra, 870 nucleotides. NCBI's taxonomy places the organism in Eukaryota, Viridiplantae, Streptophyta, Magnoliopsida, Malpighiales, Salicaceae. The record is from the annotation of a GenBank genome assembly.
AUGGAAGAGGCAAAAGAACUGACGUCGAGCUCACUGAGUCAAGGUCUGAAUCACCAUGGUUCGGACCCUGACGAUAUCCCCAAGUCCCCUCCUGGGUCCCCCAAUUCCUCUACUGGCAAGGCUUGCUAUGCUGUUCUUCAAAGUUGGGUUUCAAAGAAGUUCAUGACUGGAUUCGUUGUUUUGUUUCCAGUGGCUGUUACAUUUUUAGUGACAUGGUGGUUUAUUCAGUUUGUUGAUGGCUUCUUCAGUCCGAUUUAUGCCCAUCUUGGCAUUGACAUUUUUGGCCUUGGGUUUGUUACAUCAAUCAUUUUUAUACUUUUCAUUGGCAUAUUUGCUUCUUCGUGGCUGGGUGCCACUGUUUUCUUGAUCGGGGAAUGGUUUAUUAAGAGAAUGCCAUUUGUGAAGCACCUAUACUCAGCAUCUAAACAAAUUAGUUCUGCUAUUUCUCCAGACCAAAAUACUACUGCUUUUAAAGAGGUCGCAAUUAUUCGACAUCCCCGUCAGGGCGAAUAUGCAUUUGGUUUCAUUACAUCAUCUGUAGUCCUCCAGAGAGAAAAUGGGGAUGAAGAGUUAUGCAGCGUUUAUGUCCCAACCAACCAUUUAUACAUUGGCGAUGUAUUUCUGGUCAAUUCAGAGGACAUCAUAAGACCCAAUAUAUCUAUUCGAGAAGGCAUAGAGAUCAUUGUUUCUAUUGGUAUGACAAUGCCACAAGUGUUGUCUCCUGCACAGAGGCUUCCUCAUCAGAGCAAUAGGGUUUCUCCGAACAGAAUUAUAUCACUGUUAUUGUCUGAUAAUGUGACUAUCAAAAAAGAGGCAGCGAGGGGGAUUUCUUUGGCUAGGUUUACAAUGUUAGGAUGUGCUAUAUUGUAA